AUAGCUGCUGCCAGACACAUAGCGGGAACGGCGGUCGCGCCCGUGACAUCACGGAAGACGGGAAACUCCCCGACUUUUUUUCAUCCUCCGAUUGUACCGCAGUUCAACAGCCUUUUACCGAACCUACUUUCCACGAAAAGGAAACCAGAGUUAUCUUUAUAAUCAGCUUAAUACCAGGAUCACUCUCAACAUCAGUCGAAAUGUCCACCACGUCACAAUCUCACCCAGCAGAACCAGAGAGCGCGAAGCGCAAAGCCCCGACCGAGCAAACCUCCUCCACACCAACCUUGACAUUCACCACGCGCAAUCCCCUCUGGACCUACCUCAAACUCCAAUUAACGCAUCAGCCUCCCGUCUCCCAAUCAACCCUCACUCAACCACUCGACCCUCUCACCGCGCGCACCUACCUCUCCGCCGCACUCAACCAAUUCCUCGGGCUUUCCGGCACGGCCAUUUCGAUUGAUAUAUUGAAGAUCGAACCUUCCACCGGCACAAAUGCCAAGACAAUUUGGAUUCGAGUCCCCGCACCGGAUGCAUCAGCCGUCGUCGCAGCGUUGAGUUCGUGGGUCGGGGGUAGCAGUUCGUCGGGCGAUGCGAAUGGUGCUGGCAACGUUGCCUGGCGGGUUUGUGCCAAGGGAAACUUCCUCCAGGCGCUGGUGAAUGGUUCCGGCGCAGAUAUGUUCGUUCCGUGAGUGCCUGGAAUUGGUAUAGCUUUUUUAUGAAUUAAUUGGGCCGUUCAUCUGAGGAGAGGUCUGAACCAUCGACUCGCUGCUGGACUGCGCAUGUUAUGCGUUACCUGCCCAGGUGCUGCGGAAGCGUGCUCGGUGACUGAGGCAACAGUCAUUCCGUUUACUGGAGCUGCAUCCGUGUUCUACACCAACUGCCCGGCCAUCUCUGGGGUUUGCCUGGGUCCCAUACACACAGCGGUUCCGGCACGAUGCCUAGCGUAUGGAUAUUGAAUGGUUGCGUGGUGGGUGAACUGGUGAUAACCAUGCAACAGCCCUUCUUUUGCCGGACGGACUCGGCUCUAUGUAACAAUAGGCAAAGGGUUGUGGUGGACGUUUGGUAGAUUUGUUGAGAAGCAGUUUGUCUUGGUUGGGGGAAUCGACUCGAGCCGAGGUGUAUAUAGUCCGUUAGUUGCUCGGGGGAGAGAGAAAUAUGGUGCGAUUGUAGACGCCGGCACAAGACU
Messenger RNA from Aspergillus aculeatinus CBS 121060, 1189 nucleotides. RefSeq lists its product as uncharacterized. Gene Ontology annotation, molecular function: ribonuclease MRP activity. Gene Ontology annotation, cellular component: ribonuclease MRP complex; nucleolar ribonuclease P complex. The coding region runs from base 201 to 692 and encodes 163 amino acids. Gene Ontology annotation, biological process: tRNA processing; nuclear-transcribed mRNA catabolic process, RNase MRP-dependent; intronic box C/D snoRNA processing. The record is from RefSeq and is a predicted model, not a curated record. NCBI's taxonomy places the organism in Eukaryota, Fungi, Ascomycota, Eurotiomycetes, Eurotiales, Aspergillaceae. The transcript is spliced from 2 exons.